AUGGCAAUUGCAACCAUGACAGCUCCUCUUCCAAUUUCCUUGUUCCUUUUUCUUCUUCUCAUUACCGCUAUCUGUUUUACCAUUUGUGAUGCCAAUUCCAAAGCACUUUGCAUUCAAAGUGAGAGAGAAGCUCUUUUGAAAUUGAAGAAUCAUCUUAUUGAUCCUUCAAACAGGCUAUCUUCAUGGGUUGAAGGUGGGGAUUGCUGUGAAUGGAUUGGUGUCGUCUGCCAUAACUCAACAGGCCACGUCCACCAACUGAACUUGGCGCCUACUCUUUCAGAGCCUGAUGAAUUUGCACCAUAUUUUGAAUGGGAAGCUUACGAGCGGUCAAAACUAGGAGGCAAAAUAAAUCCUUCACUGCUGGAGUUGAAGCAUCUCAGUUCCCUGGACUUGAGCUAUAACAAUUUUAGCAGCAUAUAUAUCCCGAAAUUUUUUGGUAUGCUGAGGAGUUUAACACAUCUUAACCUCUCUCAAGCUAGAUUCCUGGGAGGAAUUCCUCAUAACCUUGGGAAUCUCUCAGAGUUGCAUUAUCUUGAUCUUGGAGGUAAUUAUCUCAAACCAAAAAGUCUUCAAUGGGUUUCUGGACUUUCUUCCUUGCAGUACCUUGAUUUGAGCUACGCGAAUCUUUCUAAAGCAACUGAUUGGCUACAGGUAACAUUUAAACAUCCUUCUCUGUUAGAGUUGCACUUGUCAGCUUGCAUUUUGAAAGAUGAUCCAUAUUUGAUCAGUGUUAAUUCUUCAAAAUCACUGGCUGUUCUUGAUCUUUCUGGGAACGGCUUUUCUUCAGUACCUAAGUCGAUAUUUAGUCUUCAUGGUCUUGUGUCAGUUGAUCUUAGCGGUAAUUUUUUAGAAGGCCCAAUUCCCGGUUACUUUGGGAACACCUCGUUUCUUGAAGUUCUUAAUCUUACUUCGAAUCAUCUCAAUUCAUCUGUACCGAACUCCUUGUACAGUUUAAACCGUCUUCAGUUCCUUAGCCUUAGUGAUAACCAGUUACAAGGAACAAUCUCGAGUGCCAUUGGAAACUUGAGCUCUCUUACUCACCUUAAUCUUUCUAAUAAUCAUAUGUUGGAAGGAAUAUUACCAACCUCUCUGGAAUAUCUGUGCAAAUUUAAGGAGAUGGAUUUGUCUUACAAUAAAAUUGAAGGUGGAAUAUCAGAAAUCCUACAGAGUUUGUCUAGAUGUUGUUUGGAUUCCUUAGAGUCAUUGAGUAUGACCAAGAACCAACUUUCUGGCCAUUUAACUGAUCAACUUGGGCAGUUUAAAAAUCUAUCUUACUUGUCCAUUGCCCAAAACAAAAUUUCUGGUCCCAUUCCAUCAUCGAUAGGGGAGUUAUCAUCUUUGAAGUUCUUGGAUGUUUCAGAAAAUCAAUUAAAUGGUACUUUUCCUCUGUGCAUUGGUCAACUGGAAAGUUUGGAAAUUCUGGAUUUUGGGUAUAAUCUAUUGAAAGGCGUUCUAUUAGAAACCCAUUUUUCUAAUCUCACGAGAUUGACAACUCUGAAGGCAUCACACAAUAGGCUUAGAUUUGAACCAAACUCAAGCUGGAUUCCCCCAUUUCAAUGUCGAAUUAUUGAAUUGGGUCACUGGCAUCUUGGCCCAAAGUUUCCCCAAUGGUUAAAUUUCCAAAAGAAGUUGUCUCUGUUAGAUAUCUCUGAUGCAGGAAUUUCAGAUGUCAUGCCUGUUGUUUCAAUAGGAUUGUUGGAAUUAUUGGCGGAAUUUGGGGCUUUUAAAUUUGGAAAGCAACAACUUGACCGUGAAAAUCAUUUCAAUGGAAGUAUACUAGCAUGGACUGGGGACAAGCUCUCAACGCUGCAGAUUCUAAGCCUUCGAUCAAAUAAUUUUGGUGGCCAUAUUCCUCGUGAAAUUUGUGAUCAUCAAUAUCUUCAGAAUCUGGAUCUUGCCCAUAACAACAUUUCAGGCACUAUUCCAAAAUGUUUGAGUAAUUUGAGUGCAAUGGCCAACAGAAGCAACCAUACCUACUUUAUGUAUAAAUCGAUAAGUAUCAAAUCAAGUACUGGAGAUUAUGUUAGUGAAAUGGACAGAAGCAACCUAAGAAACUUUAUGCUUGAGUGGCAUGUUAUCGGUACUAAUUUCUUUUAUUUGAGUGUAUUAUUAGUGCUGAAAGGACGAGAGGAUGAAUACAGUACCACACUAGGGCUUGUUACCAGCAUGGACCUUUCAACUAAUAGUCUCACGGGAGAGAUCCCAAAAGACAUUGCAAGUCUCGUUGAGCUACGAUCAUUAAAUCUAUCUGGGAAUCUCCUAACAGGAAAUAUACCAAACAACAUUGGCAACAUGAAGUUGAUGGAAUCUCUUGAUUUAUCAAUGAAUCAAUUGAAUGGUGAAAUCCCUCCAAGUUUCUCCAAUUUGAACUUCUUGAAUCACUUCAGCGUUUCCUGCAACAACUUGACAGGACAAAUCCCAACAACCACUCAACUUCAAAGCUUUGAAAACUUGUCUUACGUGGGCAAUCAUCUUUGCGGACCUCCUCUCACUAAGAAUUGCACCUCGAAAGGUAUUCUAACUGAUGCUACAAAUAAUGGAAGUAGCAGUGAAGGAAAUAAAGUGAAUUGGCUUUAUGUCAGCAUAGUUCUUGGCUUUGUAAUGGGAUUUUGGGGUGUAGUGGCUCCCUUGUUUUUCAUUAGGUCUUGGAGGAUUGCAUGCUAUCAAAAGCUGGACCAUAUAUGUGGUAAAUUGUAUGUGUUUUGGGAUACUAUGGGUAUGUAG
Gossypium arboreum is the source of this 2724-nucleotide messenger RNA. RefSeq names its product receptor-like protein EIX2. Lineage: Eukaryota; Viridiplantae; Streptophyta; Magnoliopsida; Malvales; Malvaceae. The record is from RefSeq and is a predicted model, not a curated record. Gene Ontology annotation, molecular function: protein binding.